UCAUAAGUGGAAAAGGAGGCACUGUCAGAGAACAUGCGAUAAAGCUCGCACUGAUAUUAGAUCUGUGUAGUAUGCUCAUUACGAUUAGUCAGUGUUCGACCGUCAGCGAGAGAACAUCUCAGUUCGGACUGUAAAGAUAUGGAUCAACGGUUGCGCCGUCUGGGACCGCAUUUCCAAAGAGCUCUAUGAGGUGCCUUGUAUCCAGCCUCUACGCUUACGUAACAAGGUUACCAGUUCCCAGUCCCUGCCGAGUGCAAGCUUUGAUCACCGGUCAGUUGAGGAUCUUCCGUAAUGUAAUCAAACAUUUUUGGCUCGUUUCUUGGCCUUUUUGGGACUACAGGCUCGAAACUCUGUUGCUUUGUAACCCAAGGUGUUCCAAGAUGAGUGCUGCACCGUUUACAGUGGAGAUGAUCUUUGUGUUUCUUCUGACAUUGUGUCUUCUUCAUCAGUAUGGAAAUUGGCGAAAGCAACAUUGGCUGGUGACCAUAGCAGUCUUCAUUGCUUGGUAUUUCUCAUUCCUAAUUGUUUUCAUCCUUCCUUUAGAUGUUUCAGCGACGUUCUACAGAAAAUGUUUGAAAGAUGCUCAAGUGAACUCACGACAUAAGAGAGAGAUUUUGUCGAACACUUCUUCAAAUUUCUCGGAGAGUAACUCAAGCCAGACUACUUCGUCAAACUGCGAGAAACCCUGGAGUUAUUUACGGGAACAUGUUCUUCCAGAUCUUUGGCGGGUAGUUUACUGGUCUUCUCAGAUACUUUCUUGGUUUAUCCUUCCUAUUAUGCAGUCCUACUCAUAUGCGGGUGACUUUACUGUGCGGGGUAAAAUCAAAACAGCACUGUAUGAGAAUGCACUAUGGUAUGGCAGCUAUCUCGUCAUCUUUGGUAUCCUUCUGAUCUACGUUAUUGUGAAGCCUGAACUACAUUUAGAUGGAACAUAUUUGAAAAUCAUUGGAAUCACUGCAUCUAACACUUGGGGAUUGUUGCUUCUGGUGUUCCUUAUGGGGUAUGGUUUGGUAGAAGUGCCACGCACUACAUGGAACACUGCUCGGCUGGAGUUCCAGAUGGCUCAUGCUUACUUCAAAAUAUCAAAACUUAGUGUGGAAAGGGAAGAGGCGGAGGAACAAUUGUCAGAAGUAUUGGAGGAAGUAAGUCGGGCAUCAGAAGUUUUACGUUACAGACAUCCCCUUAGAAAGCACCUUGAAGUUAUCAUUAAGAAGUUCCCAGAAUCUUCGCAGUCCAAUUUUAACAGAGGAACUGAUGACUAUGUUGAUUACGAGGAUUACCUGAAGGAGACUGGGAGUAGAAUCACUGAGACCUACACAGAGAAAAGCUUAGCAAAACUUCACAAGAGGGUGAUUACCAUCACUCACACAUGGAAACGCACACAAUGGCUAAGAUUGCAGGUGAUAUCAUGUGUAACCAUUUCAUACAUGUGUGUCUGUGUUUACUACACUGUCUUCAAAAUGAGGUUCUUCAAUUAUUACUACUUUGCUCCAGAGCAUCAGACAGAUCCAAAUAGCUUGCUCUUCAGUGGAUUGCUUCUUUGUCGCCUGACAUAUGCUUUGUGUCUUAACUUCCUUGCUGUCAUUCAUCUUGAUGGACAUGUUACUGGAGCAGUUGAAAAAGUUGAAACUUCCUUCACUAAGUUUAUGGGCCACAUGGACGUGUUGUCUUUCAUUUCCAAAGGAGUCAACUUGUACUAUCCCAUGUGUGUUGUGUUGGUGUGCUUGGCAACGUACUUCAGUCUGGGUACCAGGUGUCUCAACUGUCUUGGUUUCCAAACUUUUAUUAUUGAAGAUGAUUUGUCAGCAGAGUAUGUCAGUGAGGGAAAAGAUAUUGCUCGAAGAGAGAGAAGGAAAAGGGAGAUGUUGACUGAAGAUGGAAGUCGCAAGGAAUCUUGGUCAGAAAGGGCCGAGUCAGCAAAAAGAAAGCUUUCAGCUCGCAAGGCUGAGCGUGAAGGACGCGGACUCUCAAUCAAUGACAAUGCAACAUCUUUGACAAACCUUACAGGGUCUGAUGGGAAGUAUGCAAAGUAUUCUAGGUUCGACACUGAAAGUGAUCGUGUUGAGUUGUUGUCCGCUGCUGACUAUGAUGCCAAUAGUUUAUCGUCAAGUUAUAAUGCAACUUCUGGGUAUGGAAUAUCAUCACCCUCUAGUCGAGCACCAAAGAACAUUUUUGAUGACUUAUAACACAAGGAAUUUGACAUGAACAUGUAAUUCCUGAGAGUUAUUUAGAUCUAAUUUCUCUUUGCAACAUAAACAAAUUGCCAAGCAAAAAGGUAAUUACAAUGAAGAUAACCAUUGAAUUAUCAGGAUAUAAAUACAGCAAAUUCUAUGAUUUUGAUGCAGCAACAAAUUCUCAUAAGUAGUGUGACAAGAAGUGUUAUAGUAUUCAGUAAGGAGAAUUGAUAUUCUAAUGAGCUUGGUUACAAAAGGGCAAAACUUUAAUUAAUAUGUAGAGAGGGUUGGUACUUCUUACUGGUAAUAACAUUUUUAAAUGUAACUUCACUUGGCUAAUUAAACAUUUGAUAACUAUUUAUGAAAUAACAUCUGUUACCUAAGGUUUAGUGAACUUUUGCUGUAUGGACAACAAAGAAAUAACUGAAAAUGUAUAUAAGCGCUACUGUCAAUUUUUUUUUCAAUUUAGGUGAACCUGAUUAACAUGACUAAAGUGAAUUGUUGUUUUGGGAUUUAUUUGUCCCCCUGUAAGGUUUUUCCUGUUCCUUUGCAUCCCUUCUGAUACAUAAAAGUGGUUAAAAAUGUCCUUGUAUACUGGACAAAUAGGUAGUUAUUGUCAAAGCACAUGUAGACAUGCAGGGGUUUCAUUAACAUUUUUACCACAAGGGUAAACUGGUUUUCACUGAUGGGCAAAACGUUUUGAACUGAACUUCUUUAAAAGAAGAACUUUCCUCCAGAUGGUCAAACCAGGUGGGCAAAAUCGGCCGCACAGUGGAUCAAGUUGCCCAGUGCCCAGCCCUUAAUUAAACCCCUGGACAUGAGUUGUAAAUUUUGCAUUAGUCUAAUCUAUGAUUUGUUUAGCGGCAUUUGUAGCAGUAAGCAGGAACGACAAUGCAUUGUUAAAUUUGAGAUGUAACAGUUGACUGUUUUAAUGUGUUUGUAUUAAUUCAACUUCUUUUGACAAGGUUAGAAAUGAACGUCAUCUUGAUAACUUUUUACCACUAACAGUAACAUGAUCACUUGUAGUUAAUAGUUAAACUGUAAGUAACUUUGUUUUAAGUGGAUUAAAAACCUUACAGAACACCAAGUGAUAUAAUUGUAAAAUGUUUGUGAUUGUAUUUAUUUAUAACUUAGCAAGCAUGGAACAUUUUGCUGUUCAAUAAAGAUAUUUGAAAUGCA
Molecule: messenger RNA, 3353 nt
Organism: Orbicella faveolata
Lineage: Eukaryota; Metazoa; Cnidaria; Anthozoa; Scleractinia; Merulinidae
Product: G protein-coupled receptor-associated protein LMBRD2-like
Cellular component (GO): membrane
Source: RefSeq, a predicted model, not a curated record